Molecule: messenger RNA, 2671 nt
Organism: Drosophila subpulchrella
Lineage: Eukaryota; Metazoa; Arthropoda; Insecta; Diptera; Drosophilidae
Gene: ABCD
Product: ATP-binding cassette sub-family D member
Exons: 10
Coding region: 317-2497 (726 amino acids)
Biological process (GO): long-chain fatty acid import into peroxisome; peroxisome organization; very long-chain fatty acid catabolic process
Cellular component (GO): peroxisomal membrane
Molecular function (GO): ATP binding; ABC-type transporter activity; long-chain fatty acid transmembrane transporter activity
Source: RefSeq, a predicted model, not a curated record
CACAUUAAGCUUUAAGCUCUUGUGUAGUUCGGUCGCAAUAAUAAAAAUUCAACGUUGAAGCCAUGCUGUUCUACCGGGAAUGCUUUUGUUUAACAUAGUAAUACAUUUCCGUAAAUUGGAUGUAAAUUAAUUUUCUGAGCAACAAUCAGCUUGAUGCAACAAGAGUUGGACGUUAAAGCUGCUGUCAAAAUUGCUGGAAAUAAAAAAACACGUGUCCUACAGGCCUCCCACCUUAGUCCUGGCUCAGGUCGAAAAUACUUGAUCUUGACCAUCAAUCAAAGCCAAACGUCCCUGGAAAAUUAUAUUUUUUACAAUAAUGAGUGUUCUGUCCAAAUAUGUUGACCGUAUUGCAGAAAAAUGUGAACAUAAUGGGCUCACUAAACACGCUUUUAGCUAUGCUCUUGUGACCAGUGCUAUACUAGCACUUACUGUCAAGGUGACUAUCCCUUACGCGAAAAACGGAAAGACUCAAAAAGGAAAACCCAAAGUCAACAAUGGGGCACUUACGCCUUUGGAAACAGAUAUCUCAGAAGAGGAUUCAAAACUCGCAGAGGCCGAAAAGCUGUUGGUUGCUCAGCAGCUAAAAAAAAAGUCGAACAACUUUAUUGAGCCCGGACUAAACAAGGAAUUCUUGAAACAACUGAAAAUGCUGGCAAAAAUAAUGGUCCCGCAGACCUUUUGUUACGAAACUGGAUUGCUGAGCAUUCAUACGUUUUGCCUAAUUUCUCGCACAUUUCUUAGUAUUUAUGUUGCUGCUUUGGAGGGGGCCCUCGUUAAAUUUAUAGUACGAAAGGACGUUAAGCAAUUUGCUCUUGUUUUACUGAAAUGGUUCGGGAUUGCGAUCCCUGCUACGUUUGUUAAUUCCAUGAUACGGUUUCUUGAAAGUAAACUUGCCCUGGCUUUCCGAACUCGACUGGUACGUCACUCAUAUCGUCUUUACUUUAAGAAUCAAAAUUAUUAUAGAGUAUCGAAUUUGGACGGACGCAUUGAAAAUGCGGAUCAUAGACUUACCGAAGAUAUUUCUGUGUUCGCUAGCUCUGUAGCUCAUUUGUAUAGCAGCCUGACUAAACCAUGCUUCGAUCUGAUGCUUAUUGGGUUGGCAUUGAUGAGAUCCUCUAGAAAAAUGAAAGCUAACAUUAUAACGGGACCGGCUUUAUCAGUUGGUGUUAUUGCUCUAACAGCCCAUAUAUUACGAAUUGUAUCACCGAAGUUUGGACAGUUGGUAUCGGAAGAGGCCAAUAGGUAUGGGUACCUUAGGCACAUUCACUCCCGCAUAAUAACAAAUGCAGAAGAAAUCGCAUUUUAUGGAGGUCAUAAGGUGGAGAUGCAGCAGCUACGGCAGGCAUACAACCGCCUUGUAAAUCAAAUGACUACAAUUUUUAACCAAAAGCUUUGGUUUAUUAUGCUUGAACAAUUUUUUAUGAAAUAUGUUUGGUCCGGUACUGGAAUGAUUAUGGUGUCACUUCCAAUUCUGACAGGCAGUGACAUGGGAUCUGCAUCAAAACGCGACACGGACAUUACGGAGUCGCGAGUUAGCGAACGUACGCAGUAUUUAACUACAGCUAGGAAUUUACUAAUUUCUGCAGCAGACGCUAUUGAGCGGUUAAUGUCUUCUUACAAGGAAAUCGUGUCGCUUGCUGGUUACACUUAUCGCGUGGCUGGCAUGAUGGAUGUGUUUGAGGAAACAGCUCAGGGACUCUAUUGCAAGACGAGUGUAAUAGAAAACGAUCAGACGAAUGGUAUUAUAGAGCACCGUAACGGCAAACCAAUAGCAAAAGGUCGCAUUAUUUACUCAGAUGAUCCGGAAAAUAUGGCAAUAAACCUACGUGCAGUGCCAGUAGUGACACCAAACUGUGAUAUAGUUGUACCGAAACUUACAUUGUGUAUAGAGCCUGGUGUGCAUUUGUUAAUAACUGGGCCGAACGGUUGCGGCAAAUCCAGCUUGUUCAGAAUACUAAGUGGGCUUUGGCCUAUAUACGCUGGAGAAUUGCAAAUACCGCGGCCUGUGAAAGAUAUUCCUUGUAUGUUUUACAUUCCACAACGUCCAUACAUGUCAAUUGGAAGUCUUUGUGAUCAAAUAAUAUACCCCGACACAAGGGAUGAUAUGAAACGUAAAAAUAUAUCUGAAAAUGAGUUAAGACGCAUUUUGAAGUUGGUCAGCCUUGAACACAUCGCCCAACGUGAUAGUUUUGACGUUGUUCGAGAUUGGAAGGACAUAUUAUCUGGAGGUGAAAAACAACGUAUGGCGAUAGCUCGCUUGUUUUACCACAAGCCACGUUACGCCCUUCUUGAUGAAUGUACGAGCGCAGUAUCUAUAGAUGUUGAAAGCUCAAUAUAUGAAAUUGCUAAAGGGAUGGGAAUUACGCUGUUGACUAUAACACACAGGCCUACCUUGUGGAAAUACCACACACAUAUAUUGGAGUUCGACGGCCUAGGAAACUGGCAGUUUAGAAAAAUGAAUGUAGAUGAACAACAAAAAGAACUAUUUCUUUCUUAGUACCAUAUAUAAGCUAGGCUAGCUAGGGCUCGCCGAGUUUUAAUUACCCUUGCAAUUAUACAUAAAAUGUAUUUAAGAUGUUUUUCGUUUGACAGUUUCAGAAUAUGGGUCUGCAAUUUUGAUAAAAUUUUAAAAUCCUCGGGACAUUAAAUAAAGCGAUCCUAUAUUGAUAAA